Molecule: messenger RNA, 1047 nt
Organism: Spizellomyces punctatus DAOM BR117
Lineage: Eukaryota; Fungi; Chytridiomycota; Chytridiomycetes; Spizellomycetales; Spizellomycetaceae
Product: ubiquitin-specific protease OTU1
Exons: 11
Coding region: 82-1047 (321 amino acids)
Biological process (GO): protein deubiquitination; endoplasmic reticulum unfolded protein response
Cellular component (GO): nucleus; cytosol
Molecular function (GO): protein binding; cysteine-type deubiquitinase activity
Source: RefSeq, a predicted model, not a curated record
CUGCAGGGUGACAGUCCGUUUUUGGACAAAUUACGUGAGGAUACUUGGUUUUCGCGAGUUGCGUGAAUAGUUCAUCACAUCAUGCGUCUCAGGUGCCGGACUCCCAAGGGUCAGCAAGUGGUCGGAGGUGCUUUGGGAUCUCAGUCAACCCUCCUUGAACUGAAACGUGAGAUUGAGAAGGUCAGUGGCAUCCCAGCUGCAGUUCAACAGCUACGCUUUGGCUUCCCUCCCAGACCACUCCCCUUCACCACACCUGAUAGUGCCACCCUCGAGUCUUGUGAAAUUCGGGAUGGAGAGCAGUUAACGGUGGAGCAGGCUGCUGUCUCAGAGCAGCCAGUUGCUGGUGUGACAAGUGACCGGAAAACUGGCAGCGAUGCGGGCACUGGUACCCCAGGGCUGCGCACGUUGCCCAACGGAGAGGGAGUACCUCUCGAAGAUGGCUUUUUGGUCGUUCGAGAGAUGAAGGACGAUAACAGUUGCCUGUUCAGAUCGAUAGGAUAUGUUUUAGAGCGAUCUCCAGAAGCCGCAAACAAACUCCGAAAAAUCGUAGCUGAUACAAUAGUCAACGACCCCAUAAACUACAACGAAGCCAUACUUGGGCGUAAUCCACUAGCAUAUCGAGAAUGGAUUUUGCAACCCAAUAGUUGGGGCGGGGCCAUCGAACUGGCGAUAUUUUCUGAUCACUUCCAAGUAGAAAUAGACUCAAUCGAUGUAGCAACGCUCCGUAUAGAUCGAUUUGGUGAAGGAAAAUACACUCGUCGUGUCCUUAUAUUAUUCAGUGGCAUCCACUACGAUGCAGUCGCGCUUUCACCUGGAAAAGACGUCUCUGAAGAUUUUGACCAGACCGCAUUUGAAGGUGGCAAUGUAGAAAAAAUAUUGACAGCUGGAGUUGAAUUGGCGCGUAUUUGGAAUGAGAAACGCAAGUUCACGGAUCUGGCCAACUUCACCUUAAAAUGCGGAAUAUGCAAAAAGGGUUUGAAGGGUCAAAAGGAAGCCCAAGCGCAUGCUCUGGAAACCGGUCAUGCUAGCUUUACCGAGUAUAGCUGA